UUUGUUAUAGAUGAAAUUAUAUUCUGUAUUUGAUCGACUUGCUUUGUGAAUAUAUAGUUUUUUCGGAUUCCCUGACAAAUUGGACCUAAGAUUAUCGAAACUUAAUUCAUGGUAAUAUCUUUGCCGGUGUUCUUUUGCUGUUUGACUCCCCGUGAUAAUGGUUUGAUCUUCGUUUUUGUGUUUGCUUGUGGUGUUGGAAGUGGCUCUUUAGUGGUAUAAUUGCUCUGUGGUGUGUAGGAAUUAUUUGAACCAUUAAAUAGGUCUCUGUGUCCUUAAAUGACCGUAGUAAUUUCAAUACUUUGUGAAGGCAAGAAUUAGUGGGAAUACUUAUUAAUGAACAUAUGGAUUGGUUUAUUCUUACUGUGGUUGUUUGUGGGGUUACAGGUUUGCUGGUUAUGCUAUUUGCGUUGUUGCUGGUCGCAGCUCAUUUUCCUUCUUCAGCUUACAACAUUUUUUAAGGUUAUGGCUAGAGGAUCAAAUAGAGUCUUUGUUCCUUUCCAGCCUCUUUUGGAAAAGGUGGUUGCUUGGCUGCAGUUUCCAUCUCCGGUUUAUGGCUUUAUAGAUGCUGCUAAGAACAAUGUUUUUGUACGGGUUAGUAAGCCUAGCUGCCGUACGAAUUUCGUUUUCUACGGUGGAGAUGCUGCUUCUGUCGAAGAAUCUCGUGAGAGAGCAGCUCAUAAGGCUGUGAAGAGAUUAGUCAGCCGUUUUAAUGUUCGCGUGUCUGAUUUCCCUAUGAACGGAUUAAGAUGUACCGCCUGUGUGUAAAAUUAUAUAAAAAAAAAUAGAUGUGCUGAGUUAGUACAGCACAGAGAAGAUUUGAAUUCCAUACGUGCAGAGUGCAGUACAAGAGAGGUUGUAUCGUUUCAUGAUGUUCAUGUUGCAAUGGAUUUUGCACAGUUUUUGGGAGUCUUAGUGAGAAAGACUGGUGUCACUGUGAUUGGUAUUGAGACCACUAGGUUAGAUGGCCAUGUCUAUAUGUCUUGGCUGAUGGUUACCUGUGCUCACAAUAGUAUUGCCAUGGAAUGCAUUUUCAGUGACCCUUGUACUGAACCAGCAAUUGCUGAGCAAAGGGUUACAAAGAAAGCAUGCUUCUUUAUAGCUUUUGUGUUCAAUCUAGAGAUAGUUGAUGCUAUCUAUGGUGCUGCAGCAAAGAUGAGUGGAGAAUGUUCUCUGAUAAGGGAGAGGUAUUUGGUGCUGAAAGGGCAUAUUGAAUGUUUGGAAAGGAAUGUUGUUCAGCCUCAACCUGCUACCUGUUUGGCUAGCGAUUCAUGUGUGAUGCCAACUGACGAGGCAAACCAGAUUCCAGUUCUGGCACUUCCGCCAAGUCUACCAGUGAAGCGUAGGAUCGAGAGAAAUGAGCUGAAUGCAAGUGGCGUAGGAGUCCAUAUUUCUGAUCAGAUGGUUACUGGUCUAGCUGAGUUAUCUGCUGUUUACAAAUGUGCUAGGACUGAAUAGCUCUGUGUAUAAGGUCUAGCUUCUUUUGGAAUUUAUAUAGUUAGGGGUGUGUGUCCAGUUGUUAGGAUUUUACUGCUGUUGUGGUCAGCUUUACUUUGUAUUUAACUUUUGCUUAGCACUUACGCUUGUCUGAACUAGCGGUGCUAGCUGGUAUGAUGUAGCUGGAAUUUUGGGCCUGUAAUGAAGCCCGUUCAUGUAUUUCCUAUUAUGGCUACCUUUUAAUGAAUGAAAUUAUUAUUUAUUUAGUGUU
Chenopodium quinoa (quinoa) is the source of this 1705-nucleotide messenger RNA. RefSeq lists its product as uncharacterized. Lineage: Eukaryota; Viridiplantae; Streptophyta; Magnoliopsida; Caryophyllales; Amaranthaceae. The transcript is spliced from 2 exons. The record is from RefSeq and is a predicted model, not a curated record. Bases 883 to 1455 code for a protein of 190 amino acids.